This is a messenger RNA of Mycena citricolor, 444 nucleotides long. The record is from the annotation of a GenBank genome assembly. Lineage: Eukaryota; Fungi; Basidiomycota; Agaricomycetes; Agaricales; Mycenaceae.
CAUAAUUAUUGCAGUUACCUAACACCGGACCUCACAUCUGGCAAACCUGACAGGUUAGAACGCGCUAGGCGUCGUUUGGAGUUUUCGUAACCUGCUGUUCGAUGGGUGAUGACGCUUCAUUCUGUGUUUCGGGUUGACCGCCGGCUAGGGCACAGUUGGCAUGCAUGUCGUAUGGAUUCAGGCUCAGGCUAUCCUGGACACGAACUCCACUGUCGCCCUGAUUCGCAACUGCAUACUACCGGCUCCAACGCCAUUAUCGCUGCAGACGUAAAUUAACCGUCUUGCUCGCUCGCUGGAAGCUGCACACGAUGAAAGGGACAUGUGGAUGUGCAAUCCGUGUUAAGACGGUUCACCCUACCUCGAAGGCGAUCAGUGGAUGUCUCAUGUAGAACACCAGACUCGCCGUUGCUCCACCAGCUCCGAGCCCUUGCAGGGACGGCGAUG